Molecule: messenger RNA, 1071 nt
Organism: Aplosporella prunicola CBS 121167
Lineage: Eukaryota; Fungi; Ascomycota; Dothideomycetes; Botryosphaeriales; Aplosporellaceae
Exons: 2
Coding region: 1-1071 (356 amino acids)
Biological process (GO): lipid metabolic process
Source: RefSeq, a predicted model, not a curated record
AUGUGGCUACAGCUCCUCAACGCCAGCGACCUGCUCUUCUUUCAUCCGGUGUCUUUUGAAGAUGAAGGCAGAGCCCGUCUUUCCAAAGCAGAGCACCCCGCGAGCAUUUCGGCGUCUCUCACUCGCGCCCGCCAGCAGGUCGAGUGGGCGCUGAGUAGGCUGUUCAAUCUCCGUCAUAUCGGCACACGCACGCAAGUCAAGAACGUGCCAGCUUUCUCCCGCGCCAACGAGGACUACGUCCCCUCACGCACACGCUUCCUUCUGCGCCGUAUCUUCACAGUGGCUGUCGCCUAUCUUGUCGUUGACCUCAUCAGCAGUCAACCGCCACCGCCAGACUUGGAUGCUGCUUUUUCGCCCCACAAGCAGUAUGUCUUUUCUCGAUUCACUGAAAUCACUGGGGAAGAAGUCUUGGGAAGAUUUCUGGGUACGCUUGCUUUUUGGCUCUCUCUCGCGUCACUCAUUCAGUUGCUCUACAACGUCCCGGCCAUUGUGGCUGUUGCCACCGGAAUUAGUGAGCCGGAAAGUUGGCCGCCUUUGACGGAGUGGAUGUCAGAAGGAUGGAAUUUGCGGCGGUUCUGGGGCCUAGCCUGGCAUCAAUGCCUCCGCCAGCCUCUCACCACCCACGCGACCUAUCUCGUCUCCCUGCUCAGCCCCACCGGGCUCUCGGAAUCAUGGCCCCUCCUACCUCGCUACGCACGCCUGCUCGCGACUUUCGCGCUCUCAGGCCUCCUUCACUGCGCAGCCGAGCACGCGGCGCUGAUCCCAUCCGCCGAGGCCGGCGCCCUGCGCUACUUCAUCAUGCAGGGCGUGGGCAUUAUGGUGGAAGACGCGGUUGCGGGGCUGUGGCAACGGCAGCAGAGGCAAGAAGACUGCGUAGAAAAAGGUGAAAGUGAGGGUGAGGGAGGGAAGGAGGUGCGUAUGUGGGUCAAGGCAGCGGGCUGGGCGUGGGUCGUGCUGUGGCAGGUGUGGACGACGCCGGGCUGGAGCUGGCCGUUCGCCAGGCAUGCACGACCGGGAGUGGAUCGCAUGGUGCCGGGGUCAGUCAUCAGGCUGCUGGCUGCUGGGGCAUGA